UGCCUAGUACUGCUACUGGGUUCCGAACCUCGCCGUGAGCGGGUGCCCGCGGGGACGCAAGCUAAGAUUUCAGAAUGACUACCAUCUUGACUUACUCUUUUAAAAAUCUUCCCAGUACAUCAAAAUGGGCCCUCAGAUUUUCUUUAAGACCUCUGAGCUGUUCCUCCCAGCUAAGAGCUGCCCCAGCUGUCCAGACCAAAUCAAAGAAGACCUUAGCCAAACCCAAUAUAAGGAAUAUUGUGGUGGUGGAUGGUGUUCGCACUCCAUUUUUGCUGUCAGGUACUUCAUAUAAAGACCUGAUGCCACAUGACUUGGCUAGAGCAGCACUUACGGGUUUGUUACAUCGGACCAAUGUCCCAAAGGAAGUUGUUGAUUAUAUCAUCUUUGGCACAGUUAUUCAGGAGGUAAAAACAAGCAACGUGGCUAGAGAGGCUGCCCUUGGAGCUGGCUUCUCUGAUAAGACUCCUGCUCACACUGUCACCAUGGCUUGCAUCUCUGCCAACCAAGCCAUGACCACAGGUGUUGGCUUGCUUACCUCUGGCCAGUGUGAUGUGAUUGUGGCCGGUGGUGUCGAAUUAAUGUCCGAUGUUCCUAUUCGUCAUUCAAGGAAAAUGAGGAAAAUGAUGCUUGAUCUCAACAAGGCCAAGACUCUGGGCCAGCGACUAUCUUUACUCUCUAAAUUCAGAUUGAAUUUUCUAUCACCUGAGCUCCCUGCGGUGGCUGAGUUUUCCACCAGCGAGACGAUGGGCCACUCUGCAGACCGACUGGCCGCUGCCUUUGCUGUUUCUCGACUGGAACAGGAUGAAUAUGCACUGCGCUCUCACAGUCUGGCCAAGAAGGCACAGGAUGAAGGACUCCUUUCUGACGUUGUACCCUUCAGUGUACCAGGAAAAGAUACAAUUACUAAAGAUAAUGGCAUCCGUCCUUCCUCACUGGAACAGAUGGCCAAACUAAAACCUGCGUUCAUCAAGCCCUAUGGCACAGUGACAGCUGCAAACUCUUCUUUCUUGACUGACGGUGCAUCUGCAAUGCUGAUUAUGGCAGAGGAAAAAGCUCUGGCCAUGGGUUAUAAGCCGAAGGCAUAUCUGAGGGACUUCAUGUAUGUGUCUCAGGAUCCAAAAGAUCAACUAUUACUUGGACCAACAUAUGCUACUCCAAAAGUCCUAGAAAAGGCAGGAUUAACCAUGAAUGAUAUUGAUGCUUUUGAAUUUCACGAAGCUUUCUCAGGUCAGAUUUUGGCUAAUUUUAAAGCCAUGGAUUCUGAUUGGUUUGCGCAAAACCACAUGGGUAGAAAAACCAAG
This is a messenger RNA of Carlito syrichta (Philippine tarsier), 1301 nucleotides long. Its product is annotated as trifunctional enzyme subunit beta, mitochondrial. Gene Ontology annotation, molecular function: acyltransferase activity, transferring groups other than amino-acyl groups. The annotation marks the transcript as partial. The transcript has 14 exons. The record is from RefSeq and is a predicted model, not a curated record. Gene Ontology annotation, biological process: fatty acid beta-oxidation. NCBI's taxonomy places the organism in Eukaryota, Metazoa, Chordata, Mammalia, Primates, Tarsiidae.